UUCAUCCACGCCCUCCUCCCGUCGCCACCCACGGCCUCCUCCACCCGCAAACCGGCGCGACUCCCCGCCGUUUCCUUCCUCCUCCCGCACCCGCCGGCGCCUCCGUCCUCGCGCACCACCCGGCGCCGCCUCCUCCGUCCUCCUCCCUCCUCCCGCCACCACCCCCGCCGCCUCCUUCCUCCUGCCGCGAAGCAGUCCGCCUCAUCCCGGUGCCAGAAGCAGUCCGCCGCCGGCUCGGGCGGUCUCCCCCUGUCGUCGUCGUCCAGAUCUGGAAGACACCGAGGCCCCGCCGCCGGAAGACCCCCACGCCACCUCCUCCCAUCGCCGGCAGCCCGAGACUCCUCCCCCGCACCCCGUGAAGAAAAUGGUGGUGAAGAACUUUUAAUGCUUGCCAGUUACACAACUAAAAGAAAUUCUCAAAUGGAUGCUGCUGCUGCUGAACUAGAGAGUCACAUGUUUGACUGCUCUGGGGAUGGUGCAAGCUGUGAGAAUGAAACUAAUUUCACUGAUUAUGCGAAACAGUCAAAUGAGCUUGGCCAUACAAGAAUGUCGGGUACUGGUGGGGGUGAUGUUCAGCAGAUGCUCGCAGAGCACACCAUUAUCUCUGAAGCAUUUCUUUCUGCAGCAACCUGUUCAUGGUUUGAGAAAGACAAAGCUUUGCUUGCCUCUCUCCUUAGUUCCUUGAAAAGUCUUUGGGCACAACCACAGUGGCAAGCUUGCCUAAAGCAUUUAUGUUGUCAUGGUGAUUUUAGGAGGGCUAUGCUCAAAAUUGUAAAAUUAUUUGAGAAAGAGCUUAAAAACCACAGGGUAGAGACUGAUAUAUUACAUAAACCAGACCAAAUAAGCUAUUCAACUUUAAUUUCCCUUGUUUCAUUGAUCGUUCCUCCACUUCUUAAGCUGAUUCGAUUUGUACAUGCACUAUGGACCAAUGAAGCUGUAUUUAGAUUCCCAGAGGAACUUAUAGAAGCUAGAAAGUUGAAAAAUGUUGAUCAGAUUUUGAGAUUCAAAGGAGAAAUGCUGGAAUUUCUCGAUGUUAGUCUUGAAGAGUUGGAAGAGAAUGAUUUAGCACAAUGGUUACAACUAAUGCGAGAGAGUGGGUACAACCUAUUAGGUUUAUGUGCAACCAUUAAGGGAGCAUUCUCAGAGUUGUUAGACAUUUCAUCAAUCAACGAUGCUAUCAUGGAAAACAUAAGAUCAAUGGAAUUCCGGCAUGUAGCCAAACUUAUCGAUCUUGUCAUUAUUCCAUUCAUCAAGCAUUGCCCUCAUAAUCUAUGGGAAGAAUGGAUGUUGAAGCUCUUACUACCCUUGUUUGACUAUUGUGGAGACAUGCUUCACUACUCAUGGUUCACUCUUCUAAAUAAUGGUCGGGCUGAUGUUCCACAUUACUUUGGUUAUCUUUGUGGAUCAGAAGAAACUGUAAACAAAAUGGAAAAUUACCUACUGCUUGACUUGACUCGUAAAGUCUCCAAGUUGCUUGGGGCCUUAGCCUCGCAAGAACUGAAUCAUGAUGUUUGCCAUGCUGCUCUUCAUUCUGUCCUUGACAAGUGCACACCUUCUACCUCUUUAGUUGGAUAUAUUUUACUCAAUGGUUGCUUUGAAAGCUUAAGCAUGGACGUCUUUGGAUGGUGGGUGGAUGGUGAAGCAGCAAUAGAUUCUGUUCCCUUUUGUCAUGCUUUGGUCCAAGUGGCAGUUGAUAGCAACAAUGAAAAGCUCAGGCGAUUUGUAAAAGAUGAUAUGCUUCGUGCUAUAGUCCACCGCCUAUGUGAUGAUCUUCCAUGUGCAGUUCAAAAGACCAUCAGAAAGUUAUCUCCCCUGAUGAACUUAACCAAGUGCAGGAAGGCCAGCAAGGAUCUUUUCAUUCUGUGUCAAGAGAUUUAUGAAGUUUACAUACAAUGUCAGGAUUUGGAAGGUGAAGACCAGGAUAAUGAUAGCACAGCACAUCGGUUUGAAGAUUGGUUUACAAAUCAAAAGAAAGAUCUCUGUGUAAAGGCAUCCUCUGCUAUUCCUGAUGAAUUUCCAGCUGCAUUGUGGAAUUGGGAGUUUGAAGAGGAAUUUCGAAGGUAUCUUCCUACAUAUCUUGAUGUGCUGCAUGAAGUCGAUGCAAUGGAUGACUGUCUAGAGGGUAAUUGUUUGGACAGCACCAAGAUAUUUGAGAAUCUGAGUCUGGAAUUUCGAUCUAGGCAUGCCAUUAGCAGCUGUACAGAUCACCUUGUGUGGAUGAUAUCAAAUUUGUUACAACGGAAGAUGCCUGCAGCAUACUCAGAGCAACGCUCUGAUCAAAUUUCCAAAUGCAUUUGUAAACUCAUUACAUCGAAGCCUUACAUCAAGCGCUCUGAUGGUUGGAAUAAUGCUAUGAAACGGCUGGAGGAAAACUUUGAGAUAAAUUUGCAUACUAGAUUGAGUGCAGAAGAUGCAGUUGAUAUCUUUUACAUUUCAAUAUUACGUCUCUGGGAACCACAAUUUCAUCCUUUAAUCCGGGAGGGUCAAAAGGAUGUACUUGUAAAGAUAGCUCGACAGUUUGCUUUUGCAAAAGAGAGAGAAAACUAUGAGCCAUUGGAACCCGAUUCAUUAGAUUUUUUGGACCAUUUGCAACUUUAUGCAUCAUUUUACAUCUAUAGAAAGAAGAAAGAAUCUGGGUAUUUUAUGGCAAGAGAACAAGUCAAAUUGCAUGAAGAAUUCGACAGAUUCUUGGAUUCAGGCAAAUUGGACAGUGAUAUUUGUAAGCUCAGUUGUUUACAGGAUGACUUUAUCGAAAAAUUUGCUGAUAAACAGAUUGCGAAAAGUCAAUUUGUGCAAUUGGACAAGAAACUCGUUAUAUUGUCAUUGGAGCAACGAGCUCAGCUCCUGGAUACACAACGUCAAAAAAACGCUUAUGCUGAAUGUUUGAGAAAUAUCCUGACAGAUCAGAAGCUGCAAGAUGGUCUUCAAAGAUUGAUAAGUGAGCUAGAAGUACAAGGUUUCUUUGAUGUGGAUAACAAUUCUAUAGAUUGGGAGAAGGGAUGCUUCUUACCACUUGUUGACAAAUUCGAAGGUUUAGUUUUCAAAGGACAUAGCUUUCCCCAAUACCUUGUCAUUCAAGGAAUUAUGGAUUAUCGGAAAAUGUCACAACAAAGCGACAGUAACUUGAAAGAUUCUUUUGAACAGGCUGUUAAUUGGAGGCAAGAUCUUACACGGAUUUGGAUGGCUACAAGAUACUAUGAAGGCUUAUAUUAUGAUGUACUUAGGAAACCUUUAAAAAAGAUCUUCAUGCAAAACACUGAAGCAUCAAAACUAUAGCUUCAGUUUUUAUGUCAGAAGUACGAAUAUCCAUGCCAGCUAUCAUUUCUGAUAGUGAAGGACGCCGUUGUUUUCAUCAUUCUGAAUGUAAUCCCAUUGUUAAUAAUUUGAGAAAUGUUUCCUUACAUGAUUUACCUAUUGUUGGUUUUAGUACGAUAUAUAAGCACGCGUAUGUGCAAAUAACAUUAAGCUAUCACACACUAACAGAAAGCUUGCUUGAGCCAUGAGUUGCAUGUAAACUUUCUAAGGUUAAGCAGACAUGAAUUAAACUGUUGUGCCCGUCACAAGAAGUCAAGAGCAAAAGAGUUCCGUUUCAGAAAAAAGAAGAAAAAGAAAAGAGCACAAAAGUUUAUCCACUUGCUCAAUCGAAGAUCUUACAAUCAUUCAACCGAACUGAAAUAUGUCGUAACAUGAUUACAUCCUUAAAGGGUAUCAGUAAUCAAGAAUAUUGCUGACCUGAUCAACUGCGAUUGACUGGUGGUGGUGAUGGUGAUGGGUGAUAUAUUUCCAGUGAUAGCAAGAGUGAACUCUAGCAAUCUACUGAAAUUACUUUAGCCAUU
Messenger RNA from Oryza brachyantha (malo sina), 3836 nucleotides. RefSeq lists its product as uncharacterized. Gene Ontology annotation, biological process: ribosomal small subunit export from nucleus; protein export from nucleus; ribosomal large subunit export from nucleus. The record is from RefSeq and is a predicted model, not a curated record. NCBI's taxonomy places the organism in Eukaryota, Viridiplantae, Streptophyta, Magnoliopsida, Poales, Poaceae. Gene Ontology annotation, molecular function: nuclear export signal receptor activity. The transcript has 25 exons. Gene Ontology annotation, cellular component: nucleus; cytoplasm. The coding region runs from base 385 to 3276 and encodes 963 amino acids.